AAUUGAAGAAAAUCAAUGUACUUUAGAAAUUUAUUUAGAAUCCGAUUGUAUUAAAAGAAUUAUAGAAGAAACCCCAGACGAAAUUUGGAAAAGAGUAAAAAUUUACCAAAAACAUACUGGGUCAUACCUCUUUGGAAUUACAAGUUUAUUAGUUCAAGAAUGUCUAA
Molecule: messenger RNA, 167 nt
Organism: Scutellospora calospora
Lineage: Eukaryota; Fungi; Glomeromycota; Glomeromycetes; Diversisporales; Gigasporaceae
Source: the annotation of a GenBank genome assembly